AUGUCUUCUUCUCUUGCUACCUCAAACGAAACCGUCAUGGUUUCCUCCAACCAGAAUCUCCUUAACGUCAACAUGACGAACGUAACCAAACUCACCUCGUCCAACUUCCUCAUGUGGAGUCUUCAAGUGCACGCCUUACUCGAUGGCUACGACUUAGCCGGCUUUCUCGACGGAUCUGUCGUUGUCCCACCAUCGACCCUCACCGCCAAUGAUGUUGUCUCGGUGAAUCCGGAGUACACCAUCUGGAAACGCCAAGACAAGCUCAUCUACAGUGCGCUGCUUGGCGCAAUCACGGUAUCCAUCCAACCCAUACUCUCUACCACCACAACAUCUGCGGAGAUAUGGUCCGUGCUCUCCGCCACCUACGCGAAACCAAGUCGUGGUCACCUCAAGCAGCUACGACAACAAAUCAAACAAUGGACAAAGGGUAACAUGUCCAUUGACACUUACUUUCAAGGAUUCACCACCCGUUUUGAUCAAUUGGCUCUUCUCGGGAAAGCACUUGACCUUGAAGACCAAAUUGAGCAUGUCCUUGAAGGUCUACCGGAAGAGUACCGUCCCGUGAUUGAGCAAAUCGAAGGCCGUGAAACUCCUCCCUCAUUAACUGAAGUUCACGAGAAACUACUCAAUUUCGAAGUGAAACUUCAGUCCAAAGCUGUCCCACAAACCAAUCUACCGAUCACUGCAAAUGCGGCUGCUGUUCGAGGUUCCUCCAACUACAAUCAUCGCCACAACUAUCAAGGUCCGUCUCGCAAUAACAGUCGAGGCCAAAACCAGCAGCAACAAUACUCUCCUCGCAACGACCAAGGCGCUCCUCGUGGGUAUCAAGGUCGCUGUCAGAUCUGCGGGAUCCAGGGCCACAGUGUGCGAAGGUGCCCUCAGUUGCAGCUUCCGGGUAACUCAUACAACAACAAUGCUCGUCCCAACUCCUCACCUGUUUCAUGGCAGCCCCGUGCCAACAUGGCCAUCGCACAACCCUACAAUCCAAACAAUUGGGUUCUUGACACCGGAGCAACUCAUCAUCUCACUACUGAUCUCAACAAUCUCUCCCUGCAUCAGCCUUACAAUGGUGGGGAAGAAGUCACCAUAGCAGAUGGGACUAGCCUCUCGAUCUCGCAUACUGGUUCUACACUCCUUUCAACUCCUUCUCGUCCUUUAACUCUUAAUGAUAUUCUCUAUGUCCCUAAUGUUCAGAAAAACCUUAUAUCUAUGUAUCGCCUGUGUAACACUAACAAUGUGUCUGUUGAAUUCUUUCCUGCCCAUUUCCAGGUGAAGGAUCUCAGCACGGGGGCUCGGUUACUCCAAGGCAGAACUAAGGAUGAGUUGUACGAGUGGCCGGUUUCACCAUCGAAUGUUGUCUCCCUUUUUGCCUCUCCAUCACCUAAAACGUCUUUUUCAUUUUGGCAUUCCCGUUUGGGACAUCCCUCUUUAGCUGUUUUACAAUCAGUUGUUUCGCAAUUUUCAUUACCAGUUCAAAACUCCACACCAAAACAAUUGCCAUGUUCCCACUGUCUUAUUAAUAAAAGUCACAAACUUCCCUUUCACUCAAACACUAUCACCUCAAAACACCCUCUCGACUAUAUCUACACCGACGUGUGGACGUCUCCCAUCCUCUCUAUCGACAAUUUCAAAUACUACCUGAUACUUGUGGAUCAUUACACUCGUUACACCUGGUUCCAUCCUCUACGACAGAAGUCUCAAGUGAAGGAGACCUUCAUAGCGUUCAAAGCCUUGGUCGAAAACAGGUUUCAACAGAAAAUCCGAAACUUAUAUUCAGAUAAUGGCGGUGAAUUUGUGGCAUUACGGGACUUUCUCAUGAAUCACCAUACCUGA
This is a messenger RNA of Microthlaspi erraticum, 1833 nucleotides long. NCBI's taxonomy places the organism in Eukaryota, Viridiplantae, Streptophyta, Magnoliopsida, Brassicales, Brassicaceae. The record is from the annotation of a GenBank genome assembly.